AACCCUGGAAAUACGUGUAAGUGUGUGUUGUGAUUUGGAAAUGAGGAAAUUUUUACAAGAAAAAUAUUGAAGAUACGUGAAAAUUAAGAAAGUGAAGGUAUUUUUAACCUUUGGAAGAGAUUAUAAACGUAUUCGAGAUGUGUACCACUAUUUCUACGUUGUUUGAUCCGAAUCCAGUCGAGUUUAAUCGUCGUUUCUAAUCAUGGAACUAGCCAAGUCGUUAUUCAAACCCAGUAUUCACGAAGGAUAUGCUGGAAAAGAAGAUAAGAUCUACAUAGAGUCAGCUGUUUCCGACGAUGAAGAUGCUCGUAGACCAAAUUCGUCAGCUGCCGAAGAAUACGAUAAUGAAAAGACCAACGUUGCCGAGUUCUUAGCCACUUUUAAACCGCUGAAAGCUGGACCUUUUUCGGCGGUUACUCCUUCGCUAUGUCCUCAGGAUAUUCUAACUCAAUUGCAAGAAAAUGAACAAACCAACGAUAGCAGAUACGACGAAUUCGGAUUUCAUUUGGAUGAAUGUCAGCAUGAAUUUUUCCGAACUAAUAAACUGAGCGAGGAACCUUUCGUUGAAGAUUCGCAAUGGAGAUUGCAAUGGAUAGUGCAACUGAAUUUCGAUAAAGGAGAUGAAAUAUCUUGGGAAAAUGUGGAAGUUGUGUUGCCUCAUACUGAUAAAUUUGCAUCUAUGGUCAGGAAGGGAAUACCGCAUUCGCUGAGACAUCAAUUAUGGAUGAGAUUCAAUGGUUCGUUAGAUAAAAAACAAAAGGCCAAAACUGCCUACCGAGAAGUAGUGAAACUAGCCAAUUUCGACGAGUUUAUUACGUCUCAUCAGAUUGAAAAAGAUGUUUAUCGUACUCUACCCGGAAACGCGUGUUUUAAUUCGGAACGAAGCACCGGAGUUCCCAGAUUAAGGCGGAUUUUACGCGGGGUAACGUUCUUCUUCAACGAUAUCGGCUAUUGCCAAGGUAUGGGUGUCAUUGUCGGAUAUUUAUUACUCUUUAUGGAAGAAGAAGAUGCCUUUUGGAUGAUGAUCUCAAUUAUGGAAGAUCUGGUGCCUGCUACUUAUUAUACCGCCAAUAUUCCUGGUGUAAUGGCUGAUGUAAAAUUAAUACGAAGUUUAUUAAUAACUUAUAUUCCGAGCAUUCACGAAGCUUUAGUUACCCACGACGUAGAUAUUACGGUAAUUCUGGUCAGCUGGCUACUUCCAGCGUUCGGCAACGUAUUGCAUAUCAAAGUAUUAUUAAGAAUCUGGGAUUUAUUUUUCUUUCACGGUAGUAUCAUCCUAAUACGAGUAUGCUUCGGUAUUUUAAAACUUACUGAAGAUCAAAUUGUUAACGCUGACGAUGGUGUAGCCAUAUUGAACGCUUUAACCGAUGCUCCAGGUUGCGUAGACGAUAUCGAAAAGCUACUCGAAGUAUCGUUCGAAGUAUCCGCUGAUUUAACCGACGAAUUGUUGGUGAACGAAAGAAAACGACAUCAAGCUUACUUAAUGGUAGACCGUGGCACGAUUUUAGGCAGUCCUGAAGCCAUCACUAAUCUUCCUAAACAACAAUUGAGCAGGCGUCAAAUUCGUAAAUCCAAGUCGAUGAUACAACUGAUACUAUUCGGUGAUAAUGAAGAAAAUGACGACGAUAUGAAGAAUAAAAAUAUCAAACAAACAGAGCUGCUAGUCGAUUUGAGAGAAGGCAUUUUACAAAUAGCUCAUCAUUUUUUAUCGGUAGAUCCUAAGCUAAGCGACAUAUCUCUAGUACCUGAUUACUCCAUCGAAAGUCAUUCCAAAGAUCACGAAAAUUACAACAUUGUCUCGCGUAAUCGAAGACGUCGAGCAAAAGCUCUACUCGAUUUCGAAAGACACGACGAUGACGAGUUGGGUUUUCGUAAAAAUGAUAUCAUAACCGUCAUCAGUCAGAAAGACGAACACUGCUGGGUCGGCGAGUUGAAUGGUCUCAGGGGUUGGUUUCCAGCCAAAUUCGUCGAAUUACUAGACGAACGUAGUAAACAGUAUUCGAUGGCUGGUGAUGAUUCGAUAACCGAAAAUAUAACCGAUUUGGUUCGAGGAACUUUAUGUCCAGCUGUUAAACAGAUUUUGGAACAUGGGAUGAAAAGACCCUCAUUUCUUGGUGGACCGUGCCAUCCUUGGUUAUUUAUCGAAGAAGCUGCCGUUAGAGAAGUAGAAAAAGAUUUCACGUCGGUGUACAGUAGAUUAAUGCUUUGUAAAACCUACAGAUUAGAUGAAGAUGGCAAAGUUCUAACUCCCGAAGAGUUGCUGUACAGAUGUGUUCAAUCAGUGAAUCAAAGUCACGACGAAGCUCAUGCUCAGAUGGACGUAAAACUAAGAAGUUUAAUUUGUUUAGGUUUGAACGAACAAGUCCUACAUUUAUGGCUCGAAGUAUUAUGCUCUUGCGUCGAAGUAGUUCAGAAAUGGUAUCAACCUUGGAGCUUCGUUUGCAGUCCUGGUUGGGUUCAGAUAAAAUGCGAAUUGAGAAUAUUAUCGCAGUUCGCGUUCAAUUUAAAUCCAGAUUGGGAAUUGCCUUUAAAGAAAGAGAAAUCUCAACCUUUGAAAGAUGGCGUUCGAGAUAUGCUGGUUAAACAUCAUUUAUUUAGCUGGGAUCUUUGACCCGAUCGAAGAGUUUACAAUUCGUUCGAUACGAAUUCUAUAGCUAGGUGUAUAUUGUUAUCAGUUUGUUUUGAAUUAUCAGCUAUUCUUCGAGCUCGAUGUGUCAUCACUUUAGAUCUUCCUCUUUGCGUCCUCUUGCCUGUACUUAACAAACCAAUUCCUAAAAGUGCAUCGAGCCUAAUACGUAAUGUGUACGGUUUCCUAUCAUAAUUACGUACCUAUAACGAAACGGAUACCUAUAUAAUGGAUAAUUAUGAUUUGUUUUUCAGAUUUCGUUACGUUUUUACUAUUUUAAUUCGUGUACUUAUUCGUUAUUUAUGAUUUUUUUUUUUUAUUUACGAUUAAUUGUUUUUAAUACUAUACUCGAACGAGUUUCCUAUUUUAAAAUACCUACCAAUUACGAAUUUUUGUCGAUGGAUACGAAAUAAAAGACAUUUGUUUGGUUUUUUUUUUACAAA
Messenger RNA from Planococcus citri (citrus mealybug), 3069 nucleotides. RefSeq names its product small G protein signaling modulator 3 homolog. NCBI's taxonomy places the organism in Eukaryota, Metazoa, Arthropoda, Insecta, Hemiptera, Pseudococcidae. Bases 203 to 2611 code for a protein of 802 amino acids. Gene Ontology annotation, molecular function: protein binding. The record is from RefSeq and is a predicted model, not a curated record. The transcript has 15 exons.